Molecule: messenger RNA, 469 nt
Organism: Staurois parvus
Lineage: Eukaryota; Metazoa; Chordata; Amphibia; Anura; Ranidae
Source: the annotation of a GenBank genome assembly
AUGGAGGAGUGGGAGUAUUUAGAAGGACACAAGGAUCUCUACAAGGACGUCAUGAUGGACAAUCAUAAGAGGUUCUCCUGUACUGAGUGCGGGAAAGGUUUUCGUUGUAAAUAUAAUCUUAAGGAGCAUAAAAGGUCUCACACAGGGGAGAGGCCGUAUCCCUGCCCUGAGUGCGGGAAAUGUUUGUCAAAUAAAUCCUCCCUUUACAAACAUCAAAGAUCUCAUACGGGGGAGAAGCCAUUUUCCUGUUCUGAGUGUGGGAAAAUGUUUUUCACAGAAGUCCCAUCUUUCCAAACAUCAGAAAUCUCACACAGGAGAAGAGCCUCAUUCCUGUCCUGAGUGCGGAAAAUGUUUUUCACAGAAAUCCAAUCUUACCAUACAUCAAAGGUCUCACACGGGUGAGAAGCCUUAUUCCUGUUCUGAGUGUGGGAAAUGUUUUACAAAGAAGACCAAUCUUAUCAAACAUGAG